AAAUUAUCCUCAGACAUACUAAAGAAAUGUUACUGCUUGGUUUGUUAACCCUACAAGUACUCGGUUUUGUGGACUGCUACCCCAGUGGUGCUCCCACUGGUGCCUGUAAGGAUAUGAUGCCUCGACAUGCAGGAGUUGUCCCUCAGCCAUCACCAGCUCCCUACAGCAUUCUAACCAACACCAAGAGGUUUCAGCCUGGAAUGCCUGUUACAGUCACAAUUAUUGGACCACCAUACAGAGGGGUGCUUCUUGAAGCCCGAUCACAAGGUCACAAUGAUGCUUAUGGUACCUGGAAACUCCCUCCUCCUGACACCAAAUUCCUCGAGUGCUCAGGGAAUCCACAAGGUGCUAUAACUCAUGCCAACAUCAACCUGAAGGAUAACGCCACGAUCUACACCUGGAUACCACACGACACUGUGAACCCCGUGUAUUUUAUGGCUACAGUGGCUCAGCAGCGCACCAUCUACUGGCUAAAUGUGAGGUCCAAUAUUCUGACCAUUGAGAACCCAGGUGGACUUAAGCUGGCUACAGAUGCAAGUGCAGGAAUUGCUGAAGAAAAACCUCUCCUUCUCCUUGUGCUAUGCUUCUUAGUGUUAGAGAUUCUUGGGUGAACAUAAAAUAUUUCCUCCCUUGACAUUUCCUGGCUGUUUUUGUGCAUUAAAAUGAGUAGAAACAGAGUUUUGACCAUUGAUUAUUUGACCACCAAUAGCUACUUGCAGCCCUAUGUCACAUACAUCAAAUCUAUUUUGUUUCUUGUUUUGUUUUAUGAGAUUUGGUCUAAAUACAAAGUAUUAUGAAUGUCAAUUAUUAUAUCAAUAAUUAAUAGCAAACAUAGAUCUAUAAAUGUAUUUUAAAAAGAGAAGGCAGGAAAAAAAGACAGAAAUAUGGAUUUGGUAGGCUAAAUUUUGGUUUUUAUGUGUGACAUGCAAAGUCCAACUGUGGUGGUUUGUUAUUGACUUAAUUUCAUUUCAAGUAUUGAAGAACUUGUAAUGACCUGCUUUUUCCACAUGGUUUGAUCUCUAACCUAGAUUUCCUACAUGAUGGUGGACAGAAACACUAAAGAGGCUUAAACUUGCAUCACAUGUGUCUUUUGAAGCUCAACAUCCCACAUUCUCUGCAUCAUGUCACUGUAUUUCAGUAUUUUCUAUAUUUAGCUCUACUUAGUUUGUGUUAAUUGUUCUUUUAGAUUUUCCAUGCUUCUGUGAUUCCUUUAGUCAAAUGUCCUUAGUUCUUUAGCCUCGAUUGCCACUCAGCUGCCUUUCAUUCUGUUGAUAGUUCUCACCUGGUUUCAUGACACAAUCACAUCUCCACAGUAUUUAAGCUCCUUGGUUUCUUUCUCUCACUGCUGGAUCCUUUGAUGUCACCCUGAAUCCUGUGUGUUUUCCCUCAUGUUCUGUAAGUCCACCAGUUCCCAAUUAAAUAUGAUCACCACCAUG
Messenger RNA from Girardinichthys multiradiatus, 1436 nucleotides. RefSeq lists its product as uncharacterized. The coding region runs from base 27 to 611 and encodes 194 amino acids. The record is from RefSeq and is a predicted model, not a curated record. Gene Ontology annotation, molecular function: oxidoreductase activity, acting on metal ions. The transcript has 5 exons. NCBI's taxonomy places the organism in Eukaryota, Metazoa, Chordata, Actinopteri, Cyprinodontiformes, Goodeidae.